Molecule: messenger RNA, 3365 nt
Organism: Morone saxatilis (striped sea-bass)
Lineage: Eukaryota; Metazoa; Chordata; Actinopteri; Moronidae
Gene: depdc4
Product: DEP domain containing 4
Exons: 9
Coding region: 651-2066 (471 amino acids)
Biological process (GO): intracellular signal transduction
Source: RefSeq, a predicted model, not a curated record
AAAGGUCGAGCAAUGGCGAACACGGGGUUUAAGAUUAAGAUUCAGGUGUUUAGAUUAUAAUGUAAGUUUUAAACUGGUAAAUGUUAAACUAAAGGUGUACAUUUAGUAUGGGGGAGGAGAUGUAACCCGAUAUUCUACCUUGAAUCCACCCUUGGUUCAAAUGGUACGCUCCGAACACUGUGUAUUAUUAAGGGUAUUAUGAGGACAAGGUAAAUUAUUUCAUUUUUGGGUCAAGACUUAACUUAAUAAUAAUAAUACCAAUAAUACAAAAUACUAUUAAAUAGGAUACAUGUAAUUGAAAAACGAAAAAUAAUGUUAAAAAUAUGUGUUUAAACAGGUCUCUUAGACCCCUACAAGUAAGCUACAAGUAGCUAUGGUUUGGCCAAUGGGCCUUUUUCACAGCAGACAUUUUGACUUAAGGUUGGCUCUGUUUCAUUCAUGUUUCCCAGUACGACGGUGUAUGUACAAUACCAGGACCAGGAAAUGGUGAUUAAUGUUUCUCGGGGCCCUUCGGUGCGACCCAGCUAUGGCACAACAUCAUCCAGGCCUUGCAAACCCAGGUGGAGGUGCGCCGCUGUAGAAGGAAUCUCCGCGUUCACGCCGAAUGUUUCACGGGCUCGGACGCUGUGGAUGCCGUCCUCAGUUAUUUGAUGCAAAAUGUGGUGUUUUGCACAAGCGAAGUGUCUCGCCUCAAAGCGGCCCGUCUCUGCCAGGCCCUGAUGGAGGCCAAGGUGUUCGAACCAGUGGGUACCAAGUUGUUUCGCAGAGACAAGGAAGUGACCUUUGAGGACAGCGGCUGCAGCCUUUAUCGUUUUCUGGAGUAUAAAGUGUUACCCAAUUCUCCCAUGAAGGAGUGCAGUAGUGACACAGAGAACAUGGGACCAGAGGAACCGGAGAUAAAAAGGAAGAAGAGCUCCAGGCUGAAGGAACUGAGGACGAUCUCUAAUCCACUUGCAGUUGGACCGUCAGACAGGAGGGUUGAGAGGCUGCUGAAGACCAUCAACCUGCGACCAACCUUGGCACCAGCUCUAAACGCAACACACGCUAACUCUACCUUUCUGUCCAAAGCCGUGGUGGAUGAGGUGUGGAAGAAGCAAACGCUGCUGCAGCUGCUGCAGAUAGUAGAGCUGCCCAUGCUGGAUUGCAUCCUGACCUCUCCUGUCAGAGUUCAGCUCCGGGCCUGCAGAGCUCCCCUGGCCUCCCAGGACCUGGUUAUCUCUAACACGUGCCUCGAGAGAGAGCUGCCGGACGCCCUUAAUCUGCCCCAGUUGGACGGGUGGCUGUCGGCAGCGGCAGACUGCUUGGAGCUCUUUCCCGACCAGGUGAUCGUGGUUGCAGGGGAACAGCUCGGACAACAAGGUGGCAAAGCCUUUUCAGAAGAUAGCCAGGCAGAGCAGAUGGGAAGCCAAAAGAGACUGCUCUUUGACACCAUUGCUAAAUACUACAGUGGACAGGAAAAAGCUCCACUUCUCUCAGGACGCCACCUGGACAUACAUGCUGCAAUUCUGAAUUUGCUGGAUGAAGGGAAGGUGCAGGAGGCCAUCAGAGCAUCUCAGUUGUGUUUCCGACUGCUGGAGACGAGCAUGAGAGAUGAACUCAGGAGACUACUGGCCUUUAUGGCCACAGCAGCUCACCCAGACGCUUGUCGUCUUCAGAAACAGAUUGAUAACAGGGCCUUGGUCUGCCGCAGUUUUCAGAGAGCAAUUGUCCAGAAUCAUGAAUUGAAUCGAUCCCAAAGCGAAACCCUGGUGCUUUUUCUCAUGGACAAUUGCAGUGAGCUCUUUAAGACUCCUACAUCCCUUAUUGAAGCUGUGAGGAAAACACUGAGGACUAUGCAGCAGGGAAAAGACCCUGACUCAAUUGCCACGUUCACCUUCUGCCAGCAGGUGACGCCACAGGAGUACGAGGACCAGCGGGAGGCUACCACCCUGGAGAGCCUCAAACAGCUUCUUCGUGACAUUUCCUCAAGCAAAACCAUACCUGUCAAGGAGAGGAGGAGGCUGCUCAAAGAGUUUGAGAAACAUCACCCCGUGGUCUUCCUCCAGCAUCUGUGCAGCACCUUCUGAAACAACCGAAGAGUAUUAAUUUGACUUGCUAGGUGCACUUCACAAAGCCAGUUUGUUUGGUACGGCGCUUACACUGAAGAAGAAUAAUAAUUUAAUGCACAAAAUGCCGUUUUUGUAAUUUUCAAUACUUUAAAAACUGGAAUACAAGUCACACCUCUAAUCUCAUCUAAUGUCGAGCUGUAGAGAGGAAUUGACACCUUAGGUGACGAUCAGCACAGAUUCUUCUAUAAUUAAUUCUGCGAAGGCAUGACUCCCCAAAUUCCUUUAAGUCACAAGAGGCCUAUAAAAGUUAUUAGUAGAUAGUCUUGUUUGUUUUUAGUCCUGUAGCACUGGAUGCAUUAUCUAUCUGAUAAAUAUUGCGUGUUCAAGAAUGACAUAUCAUCUCAUCGAUAUUGGGUGCCUAAAGGGGGGAUAGUCAUUUUUAAUUAUACUUUAGUGACUAAUUUUAUGUUGUAAAGAUGAAUAAUGUUUAAAGUGGGCAUUUUCUUUUGUGCACUACAUUGUUCAGAUAUUACUAUAUUAUACUGUAUAUGUGAAGUAUACAAACCUAAAAGGGAUUAAUGACCAUUAGUGAGCUGCAACUUGUGGACUAAUUAAUGUAUUUGUUGCAGGUAUGGAUACUGCAAUUGAAUAAACAUAUAUUUAAGUUAGGUUUAUCUGAGCUUUGGAAAUGGAUCUGUGAUUUGUAGAAGUGAUGUUGUGCACUUGGAUCAGACAUUAAUAUUAAUGAAGAAUAACGCUAUUAUAGCAGCCAUUUUGAUUGAAUGCCGCAAACGUUGUCGAUUUUUGUCCUGUUCUGUUUAAAUGUAGCAUGCUGUAGUGCGGGUAAGGAAAACUUAACACUAAUGUAGCUGAAUACGUUUUUAACACAGUUAGAGAUGAAGACUUUUCAGUGAAGCUCUUCAAAUGAAAACUAAUAUGAAAUGAAAGCAGAAAGGGUACAAUAAUGUAUUAGGGCUAACCAUAACUCAGGUUAAUAUAAUGACUUCUAAUUUUAGCGGUUUUAAGCUUUUAGUUCCAAAUGUCUUUUUAAUUGUAACCUUUUAGGAUUUUACUUGAAAGUUGGACAUAAUGCGUUUUGAUUGAGUAUUUUACUAACUUUCUCUUUGGUUAAGCAUGAUGCCUCAGUUGGAUUUGUUUCUUUUAAUCAAUGAAGCCAUAGUCAUGCAAAAGUAAUGUACAUUCAGCAUCUUUUGUUCUUUACAUACACUGAAAUCAUGUUAGAAUGCACUUUAUGAUGCUGAAACAUGCUUUAUUUUCUCUUGGAAUAACGCAUCUAAUAAAAGUGUAAUUGAUGUA